UGAUAAGUCAGCGCUUGCGAACCUAUCUUUCUGCCCGUCGAAGAUGAUUCAAGCCAACAAGGCGAACUUGGUGACAGAUCUGUCCCUCCGGACGCUCGACAUCCGUCAGUACGAGAUGGACUACUGGAUGGGCGUCUUCAACAAGCUGGGCACCAUCGCCUCCACCCUGGGCGGCUUCGCAUCCACCAACAUGCUCAUCGACACCGGCUUCGAGGGCAAGCGCCGCAACCAGCUCCUGUUGCUGUCCUACAUUCUGGCGGCCGGCAGUGCGCUGGGCUUCAACCUGGUGCUGUUUACCAUCUCGACGCUCGUCGGUAUCUGGGCGCCCGGCAAGGCGCUGCGCGGAGAGGGGCACGAGAGCAUGGAAGAGGUGAGUGAGUAUCAGACAGAGGGUGGGAGGGAGGGAGGGAGAUUCACUCAGUGCUCUUUUGGUCUUGUACUACGUUCCUUCCUGGUGGGUGCAGGCGAUUCGGAUCAUGGAGGACCUGUUUGAUCGGAGUCUGUUCUUCUUCCUGGCGGGUCUGCUGUCUUACUUCCUCUCGUCCAUCCUGGCGGUCUUCUGGCUGUUCGAUUCCGCCGGGGCCUUCAUCAUCUUCGCCGGUCUGGUGGGCUUCCUGCUCGUCAUGGGCCGGCAGCUCGUCAAGAUCUACCAGGCCUUCGUGCCUUCGUCAUUCCGCCACGGCGGCCUCAAGGGCAACCCCGCACCCAACAUCGGCCAAACUAUGAACCCACAAGACCCGAGGCUGCGCGGCCAGCAGUUCCAGGCGUCGUUUGUCGAGGCGCUGUGAUUGCAGCGGGUGGGUGGGGCCGUGCCGCUGUUGGUAGAAGACAGAAGAGAACAAGAUAAUAGGAGAGUGUGUGUAUUGUACAGUGGGGCGCAUCGCAUGGGUGGCGGGAGAGAUGCAUGGCUCGUGAUACAGACGAGAUGAGAUAUGUGGCUGGAGGGUGGAUGGAUGGGCAGAGGGAUUGUGUGAACCGCGCUCGACGAGGCGCCGGGGAUGUGUCUUAUCUACAUCUGUGAGGGGCGUGUGUGCAAUUGAUUGCUCAGAGGGAGGGAGAGGGGUCGAGCCAGAUCUGACACGAACGAGAAGAGUCACGUAUCUGCGCAUCCUUUGUGUCGUGUCUGUCAUCCUGUUGCUGCGCCCAUGUCGGUCUAUGGACUGUGUCGGUUGAGAGCACAGUCUUCACACCGGCGUGGGUGCGGUGGCAGGCAGGCAGACAGACAGACUGACCGACCGACCGACCGACCGUGCAUGCCUUGAGUACUACCACACGCAACGCUUAAAGCCUAC
This is a messenger RNA of Vitrella brassicaformis, 1292 nucleotides long. Lineage: Eukaryota; Vitrellaceae. The record is from the annotation of a GenBank genome assembly.